Molecule: messenger RNA, 135 nt
Organism: Hydatigera taeniaeformis
Lineage: Eukaryota; Metazoa; Platyhelminthes; Cestoda; Cyclophyllidea; Taeniidae
Source: the annotation of a GenBank genome assembly
AUGACCGUUGAUGGUGACGAGACGAGAGUGUGCGUUGACGACGAAAAUGCGGGUACUGGAAGCAGUGGUGAUGAUCAGGAUGUCUCGCAAGGUAGAGGGUGCGCAAACUGUAGCGACUGCCACUCAACCACCUGA